This is a messenger RNA of Exophiala oligosperma, 454 nucleotides long. RefSeq lists its product as uncharacterized. Bases 68 to 454 code for a protein of 128 amino acids. Lineage: Eukaryota; Fungi; Ascomycota; Eurotiomycetes; Chaetothyriales; Herpotrichiellaceae. The transcript has a single exon. The record is from RefSeq and is a predicted model, not a curated record.
GUACACUCUUCAUAUGACAUUGUCAGUAGCAAUCACAUAGGAUACAAUAACAACGACGAAUCCAAUCAUGGCCGACACGACCAAGACCAACUUUGCCGACAGGGCGGAAACCUUUCAAGCGGCGCUGUUGAGCCUGUUUUCAGGCAACCCAGACAACACCGAAACUGACCUCUCGAAGCUACUCACUCCAACAUUCACUAUACGAGCCGAUGAAAGCAAGAUGGACUUUCCUGCUUUCGUGGCUUCCAUCCGUCAUCUCCGAGAAAUUCUACCCUCCGUCACUCUCACAACAACUCAGUUCCUGCGUGACGGUGCACAGCUCGCCGAGCGACAUUCAUCGUCGACAACAGGUCCAGACGGGUCCGUUGGGAAGGCCGAAACUUUUCUGUUCGCCGAGGUCGCUGAAGACGGUCGUCUCGAGUGGAUCAUCGAGACGGUGCGGAAGAGAGACUGA